UCGGCCAAAACAACAGCUCGUCGCCCGACGCGUUCUAUUUCCUGUUAGCAUUUACAGCAUAGUCACCGACUAACUAAACGCGUAAAAUGUUAAACUAACGAAAACUUUUAUUUUUCGUUGAUGUUAUCUGUGUUUUGGCGUUAGCGUGCACUGAAGGCAAAGCUAAUCGGAGCUGCUGUCGCGCCGUUAGCUGCCAAGCUGCUAGCUAACCGUAGCUAACAUCGGCGAUCCAGCAGGGAAAGAUGGGGUCCAUCCUGAGUCGCAGAAUCGCUGGUGUUGAGGAUAUCGAUAUCCAGGCCAACUCGGCCUAUCGAUUUCCACCUAAAUCUGGGAAUUAUUUUGCGAGCCACUUCUUCAUGGGGGGAGAGAAAUUCGACACACCACAUCCAGAGGGAUACCUUUUUGGAGAAAACAUGGACCUGAAUUUCCUUGGAAAUAGGCCAGUGCAGUUUCCAUAUGUGACACCUGCACCCCAUGAGCCUGUGAAAACCCUGAGGAGUCUGGUCAACAUUAGAAAGGACUCUUUGCGUUUGGUCAGGUAUAAAGAUGACUCUGACACACCGGUGGAGGAUGGUGAAAAACCAAAGGUCCAGUAUGGAGUGGAGUUCACCUUUGAUGCUGAUGCUCGGGUGGCCAUCACCCUCUACUGCCAGGCGUUUGAGGAGUUCUCCAAUGGGAUGGCAGUGUACAGCCCAAAGGAUCCAUCAAUGGUCUCUGAAACUGUGCAUUACAAGCGAGGGGUGAGCCAACAGUUCUCCAUGCCAUCUUUCAAAAUAGAUUUCAGCGAGUGGAAAGAGGAAGAUCUGAACUUUGACCUUGAUCGAGGAGUGUUUCCCAUGGUUAUCCAGGCUGUGGUUGAUGAAGGAGACGAUUGCCUUGGACAUGCUCAUGUACUUUUGGCAGCAUUUGAAAGACACGUUGAUGGCAGUUUCUCGGUCAAACCUCUGAAGCAGAAACAAAUUGUGGACCGUGUGAGCUACCUCUUACAGGAGAUCUAUGGGAUUGAAAACAAAAACAACCAAGAAACCAAGCCCUCCGAUGAUGAAAACAGUGACAACAGCAACGAAUGUGUUGUCUGUCUGUCAGACCUGCGAGAUACACUCAUCCUGCCCUGCAGACAUCUGUGUCUGUGCAACUCCUGUGCAGACACUCUUCGUUACCAGGCCAACAACUGUCCCAUCUGCAGGCUGCCCUUUAGAGCCCUCCUGCAGAUCAGAGCUGUGAGGAAAAAGCCUGGAGCUCUUUCCCCUGUGUCCUUCAGCCCUGUUCUGGCUCAGACUAUGGACCAUGACGAGCACUCAAGCACAGACUCGGUUCCUCCCGGCUUUGAGCCCAUCUCGCUGUUAGAGGCUCUGAAUGGUCUGCGGUCUGUGUCUCCUGCCAUCCCAUCUGCCCCCCUGUAUGAUGAAAUCAACUUCUCGGGGGGUCUGGGUGGAGACAGCAGACAACUGAGCUCCCCGGAGCAUUUGAGUGAUGGGAGUCUGCAGAAAAGCAAAGUCAGCAAGUCACCUGACAGCACCCUUAGGUCUCCAUCCUCUCCCAUCCAGGAGGAGGAUGAGGAGAAGCUGUCCGAGAUGUCUGAUGCUCAGCCACACACGCUGCUCUCCAGCAGCCCCGCCCCCACAGACGCCACAGCGACCGAGGAUGUGGCAGAGUCCCUGUCUCCAGAUGAUGAGGACAGGAUGCAUUCUGGAGGAGACAUCCUGCAGGACUGCAGCAGUGAACACAGCAGCUUGACCAAAACAGAGAGCGACCCACCGGGCGACCUGUCUCUGCCGGGUUCAUCCGAGUCAACGGAAAGCCUGAAAAGUCAGAGCACAAACUGCUCCAGCCAGCCUCUCCUGUGUCCCACGAGCAGCCUUCACAUGGAAGAUGAGCAUCUCAACCCCUGACUCAGAUUCAGCCUUUUCCUUCCCUUCCAUCAGAACAGAUUUAUGCUUUACAACGAUCAUCCAAGUCCCUCUGUUCCUUUUACCCCCCCCAGCCCAGUCUUCUGCUUCUGUGAUCAGAGUCGACAAAAGGCCCUGACAGGAAGUUCACCAGGAUGAGGGAGGACUCUGUUUAUCCCAUUAAUGCCUCUGACAUUAGAAAAGAAAUUUGACCCAUGCAAAGAUGCUGUUGGUACCUUACUCUAUGACUGAUGUUUUAAAAAAAAGAAAAAGAAAAGGUAUUGAUUCAUUAACUGUCAGAUGAUGUUCAGUUGUUUGUCUUGGCCAAAGUUGUGGACUAGUAAUGUGGACUCCGGAGAUAUUUCACUACCUGUCAUGGUGGUGCUUUUAAGCACACUUUAAAUUAACUCUGUAUGGAUUUCUGACACUAAAUUCAAAAGAAAACAUAAAUACAGUUUGUGUUUAGGUAUUGUAUUCAUUAGUGAAAUUCAUUAAUGACUUGAUAACUUGUUUUUCCAGUCAGGUUGAGCAUUUUCAUUUAUGAGCAGAAAUUUGAAAACAUAUUACUUAUGUGUUUGUGUGUCCAUUUGAAGUGAUUUUUGCACUGGUUUAUAAUCCAUUCCUUAUAACAAGAGUUUAUGAAGACAUUAGUUUAAGUUGUCUGCAGUCUUAUACAUCUACAUGUCCGUUAUUUUUUUUUUUAUUAUUAUUAUUUCAAAUGAUGUGAUAUCUAUGUAAUAUAACUGUACUAGAAUCCUGUGUAGUAACUUCCAAAAUUGUAUACUUGCACAUUAUAGAAAAAAAACCCUGAUAUUGAAGUAAUGGGACUAGAAUCAGUUAACAUGCACAUAUUUAAGACUUUGAUAAUCAGUAAGAGCUACAGAUUCACAUCCUAACAGCUGAACUCAAAGACGGUUAAAGCCUGCAACAAGCCUAGAUGCUCCAGCUACAUGUAUGCUGACUGACUCAGUAUGGCACAGUAAGUGGUGCUUGUCGUAGAUGUGGCUCAUCUCUGUACAGUCUUUAUUUUUGUGGCAGUGCCGGUGUCUGCUUAUGUAAUGUAGCUGCAAAAAAAACAACAACAAAAAAAAAAACAGAGGUCGGGGUGUUUAUGUGGCUACAACGUCUUUUACGUACCUUGGUCCUGUAUGUGUAGCGCCAUGCAUAUAGAUCUAUGUGCCUUGAAUUGAUAUGGCUGCCUGCUUGUUGCAUUGGACAUUAGUGUUCUUCGAAAUGCUACAGCACACAACGGUCUUCAGCCCGCAGACAGGAUUUUUGAUGCUGAUGUACAGAGUCUUUUUUUUUUCUAUCGCAAACUUCAUGCCACUGGAAAAAUGUAUCUUGUUAUUGAGCAAUAUUAAAUCGAGCUGUUCAUUUACUAUGUUAUGACCAUUUAUCAAUUAUGCAUUUAAUCUUAGUAUUUAGGUUCAAGUGGAUUCUCUUAAUGUACGUUUGGCUAGAAAGGAAAACAUCCAAUGCGAUAGAUUCAAACAUUGCAUUUUAAUAAUUGGGCUAGCAUUUGCAUGUGAAUUCGUAGACGCUUAAACCUCUCACGGCUUUUAAGUAUGGUGGUUAUUUUUGUCUCCCCCCCCUCCUCUUCUGUGCCAUUUCAACUUGACACUGUGCCUUCCUGUUCUUGUUCUGACCACUAUUGACCUGGUAUCCAGGAUAACGCCACAGUAGGUGGUCCAUGGCUCUCUGUAAAAUCAAUACCUGUCUUUCCUCGUGUGUAUAGCAGCAUGUGUAUAACAAUAAAGAACAAAGACUCAGUACUUCAACUACCAA
Molecule: messenger RNA, 3674 nt
Organism: Seriola dumerili (greater amberjack)
Lineage: Eukaryota; Metazoa; Chordata; Actinopteri; Carangiformes; Carangidae
Gene: mgrn1b
Product: mahogunin ring finger 1
Exons: 16
Coding region: 243-1892 (549 amino acids)
Biological process (GO): protein ubiquitination; endosome to lysosome transport; negative regulation of G protein-coupled receptor signaling pathway
Cellular component (GO): cytoplasm; early endosome; plasma membrane
Molecular function (GO): ubiquitin protein ligase activity
Source: RefSeq, a predicted model, not a curated record